AUGUCCGAUAUCCAGAAAAACGUCGAGGCCGCCUCGGAAAACUACUCGUCUAGCUUCGAGAAGGGGCAACUGGCCCUGCCGCCCGCGAAGAAGUAUCUUGUCCUCACUUGCAUGGAUGCCAGAAUUGACCCGGCGAGGGCGUUUGGCAUCGAGUUGGGCGAUGCGCAUGUCAUUCGCAAUGCCGGCGCUUCGGCCAUCGACGGACUACGCAGUAUCGUCAUCUCGCAGCAGCUCCUCGGCACGCACGAGAUCGUCCUGGUCAAGCACACCGGCUGCGGCAUGCUGACUUUCAAGAACGAGGACGCGUACGGCAUCGUCGAGAAAAACUUGGGUGCCGACGCCUCGUUGGAGGCCAAAAAUCGGAUCCCCGACUUCCUCCCCUUCCCCGCGCUGGAGGAGGCCGUCGAGAGGGACAUUAGCUUCAUCAAGGCCUCCAAGCUGGUGCCUGAUGGCGUAGCGCUGAGCGGUUGGAUUUAUGAGGUCGAGACGGGCAAGACGAGGCGGGUUGUUUGA
Colletotrichum higginsianum IMI 349063 is the source of this 513-nucleotide messenger RNA. Its product is annotated as Carbonic anhydrase. The transcript is spliced from 3 exons. Gene Ontology annotation, molecular function: carbonate dehydratase activity; zinc ion binding. The record is from RefSeq and is a predicted model, not a curated record. Bases 1 to 513 code for a protein of 170 amino acids. NCBI's taxonomy places the organism in Eukaryota, Fungi, Ascomycota, Sordariomycetes, Glomerellales, Glomerellaceae.